CACAGUGGAUGGCAGUGGGGUGGGAGUCGUGUGUGUACAGGAGCGAUGGAGUGUAUUCAUCCUACUUCUAAGGGGUUUAAAGUGGGAGCUGUUGGAAGCAUUGAAGAGUAUGGUACCUUUGGCAGCCUAAAAUAGUUAGUAAGGAGUAAAUUUGUGUGGCAGGAGAGGAGACGACAGGUUUUCCUGUGGUUUUGGACGGCGAAUGGUUGCAGCGCGAGCCACCCAAGGAAUUUUCUCUGGAAAGUGAAUGGUGGCGGUGUAGGGCGAGUUGAAACUUGUUUAAUGAAUUUUUACUUGUUUAACGAAAUAAACUGUCGUCAGUCCGCUCCAGUAUGGAGUGUUGUUUGUGAGAGGAUGAGCAACAAGGGUAGCCCGGUGAAGGCUUACGACUUUCUCCUGAAAUUCCUGCUGGUGGGUGACAGUGAUGUUGGGAAGGGGGAGAUCCUCGCCAGCCUGCAGGAUGGAGCCAGUGAGUCACCGUAUGGUUACAACAUGGGCAUUGAUUACAAGACGACAACUAUUCUCUUAGAUGGACGGCGGGUGAAAUUACAACUCUGGGAUACAUCUGGACAAGGCAGGUUCUGUACCAUUUUUCGUUCCUACUCUCGAGGAGCACAGGGUGUAAUUUUGGUUUAUGAUAUUACAAAUCGCUGGUCAUUUGAUGGUAUCGACAGGUGGAUCAAGGAAAUAGAUGAGCAUGCUCCAGGUGUGCCCAAGAUCCUGGUUGGAAAUCGCCUUCACUUGGCUUUUAAGCGACAGGUGUCUACAGAUCAGGCUCAGGGUUAUGCAGAACGGCAAGGCAUGACAUUCUUUGAAGUCAGCCCAUUGUGCAAUUUUAAUAUAAUUGAAUCAUUCACAGAACUGGCUCGGAUUGUGCUAAUGAGGCAUGGAAUGGACAGACUUUGGAGACCAAACAGAGUGUUAAGCCUGCAGGAUCUGUGCUGCCGAGCCAUUGUUUCCUGUACGCCUGUGCAUCUGGUGGACAAACUUCCCCUUCCCGUUGCCUUAAAGAGUCACCUUAAGUCUUUCUCAAUGGCAAAUGGACUGAAUGCCAGGAUGAUGCACGGACGUUCCUACUCUCUCACUGCUAAUGGCAGCAAACAUAACAGCUUGAAGAAGUCUAAGAUCAUCCGUCCUUCCCACAGCCCAAUACAGAGUUGCACUCGAAACAGCUGCAAAAUAUCUUAAUUUCAAUUCUAUAAUCUGUCUAUGAAAAAGAAAACUGAAAUGUGAUCACCAUGUACAGUAUGCAGCUUGAUUAGCUGUCUGAUGUUCCUGUUAUUAAAAAAAAAACUGGUUCCAAACUGUAUUUGUAAAGGGUCCGUCAGUUGUCGAGUUGGAGUUUGCACAUGGGAAGAAAUGAUGCUGCUAGUUAAACUGUAAUAGAUUACAGGACCUCUGAUUCUUGUGAGUGUUCAAUUGAAGUAGAAAUGAUCAUGUGGUUUACAACAGUUCGGUGUCAAAAAGAAAAUAGUGUUUGUUCAUUUCAGUGUGAACCAAGCAGUUCCAAUUGUCUCAAAUUGCAAUAGACUAUUUUGGAGGAAUUAGGUAUGUAUAAUGCUGAUGUGUGCUGGAAAUUGAAUUACAAUGUACACUAUGUUGUUUAAAAUAUUUUUAAGUAUUGCAGUCAGAAUACAGAUUUCAAUGACAGUUUAAGGAUCAAUUUGUAGAAAUAUGGUUUGCCUUGACAACUUGCAGGCACCUAUAAAUGAACUGGCAAAAAUGUAAAAUUAAUAUGCUGAUAAAACAUUUGAAAUUUGCUAUGUUAAUCCAUUUCAAUUGCUCUGGUGGUUGUUACUGUUGUAGGUUAAUAAUACUUCAAUGGUUUGUAAAUAUAAUUUUCCUUGUGGGACUAUAGUUUGUUUUUGUACAGAAACAAAUGUUUUGAAGUACAGUACAAAGGGAAUAGAAGUGCCAAAGGUGUUCUUGGUAGAAAUAUUAAGUGUUGGUGUUGGAGAGAUGGGAUGUAGGUGCAAUGGCAACAAAGAUUUCUGCAUUAAUUAUCCGUAAUGUUUUAUAGUUAAAACACUCCAGAUGGAUUAGGGGAAACAGGAAAUAUCUUUCUGGGCAGAAAUGUACUUUGUAAUUAUUUUAAAUGUGAUAGUUUUGUAAAAAUAGACACAUUUGCGUGGGACACCCUUUUUAUUUCAAUGGGCUCUUGGCUGAUUUACAGCUUGAGCUAUUGUUGCAUAUAAGAUUUCAUGAAGACAAUGCCACAAUGUAAAAGAGCAUAGAUGCAGUUUCUUUAAAUACCUAUAUCUUACAAAAUGCAGGAAGAUUUCAGGAAUGAAAUAACUGCCCACUAGUCAUAUCAAUGUUCUUCAAACAUAGCAUCUACAUUUCCAUUUCCAUUCUGGGUCUUAACUGAUACAGUGGAUUUCGGCUAAUCGGGGCAGCCAUUUAUUUGGAACAACUCUUAAAGAGCAAAAAUGAAUAUAGAAAAUAGACUGGAUUCGUUUUCUUUCUUUGGGACACUAUGCUGCUUAAUUGGGAUAAGAGACUGUUGCUAAAUAGUUUCUAACUAGAGUCAUCCCAAUUGUGUGGUUGUUAGUCACUACACAGUGCAGAGAGUGAAGUUUUUAAAAUAGUGUCAGUAGCAUGUGCUUGUGUUAUGUUAUCCAUUUGGGCUAGCAAAAAGCAAUAAUAUUUGAUUUUCAUUUACUUUGAUUUGCUGUUUUGCUCCCACUGGUUUCAUGCAUUCAGGCUUGGAAGUGCCAGAAACAACUGGGAGGAAAAAUGAAACAAUUUCACUAUUUCGACAAGUUAGGAACUAUGAAAAAUUUGAAGGAAUUGACAAUCGUCUUGAAAAUCACAAUGGAAAGUUAAGAUUUGGCGGAUGUAAUUGUCGAAAGCAUUGUGUCAAAACAGCAAGGCAUAAAAUUUGAAGACAAGGAAAAUGAUGAAGUUGACACAUUUGAACUUCAGCGAGUGGCUACACAAAAUGUCAGCAGAUAUAUUGCUGGGUUAUGACACUACUUCAUGUAGGAGGGCAUUGAAGGCCGUCCAUUAUCUGUACUUGUCUGCACUGAUUUUAUUCAUUCAAUCAAAAGAAAACAGCAGCAUACAUUGGAUGAAUUCCUUUGAACUAAUUAGGAACUAAUACAGUUUUAUAGUUCUGUAGUGUUCUAAUUUGUUCUGUAUUUAAUUGAAAUAUAUAAUUUGUUACUCAAUUAAAUGGUAGUUUGUCUCUUUUAUACCUUUUUAUUUAUUUCCAUGAAACUUCAGCUAAUUGGAGCAGUUGCUUAAUUGGGCCAAAAUGUACUGGUCCCAAUGUGUCUCAAUUAACCAGAAUCCACUGUGUUUUUCCUCAAUGGUCUCAGUAGACAAAAUGUGUUUUUAAUCAAGUGCCAAAACAGGAGGAAAGGGUUUACUAGCAUCAGUCACAGCUACAGAAGUGUGCUUAAAGUCAGUUUUUAGAAAUAUAUUGAUGUUGACAAUAGUUGUGGAAAAUCGCAAUCAUCCCAUCUUCCACUCUGAUGUCUGUUGCUGGUUGAAGGGAGGAAUUAUUUUUUGUGAUUAUCUGUACAAGGUAAUUGUGUCAAUUAAAGUGAAAAUAAUUCUUCUUAAGUUAACACAUUACUGCAACUUUUUAAUGUACAAGGUAUUUUGCAUUAAUUUGAAAUAAAGAUGUAUGUACUGAUAUGAA
This is a messenger RNA of Hypanus sabinus (Atlantic stingray), 3646 nucleotides long. Its product is annotated as ras-related protein Rab-40B. Gene Ontology annotation, biological process: intracellular signal transduction; protein localization to plasma membrane. Gene Ontology annotation, molecular function: GTPase activity; GTP binding. Bases 283 to 1188 code for a protein of 301 amino acids. The record is from RefSeq and is a predicted model, not a curated record. The transcript is spliced from 6 exons. Gene Ontology annotation, cellular component: endosome; synaptic vesicle; plasma membrane. NCBI's taxonomy places the organism in Eukaryota, Metazoa, Chordata, Chondrichthyes, Myliobatiformes, Dasyatidae.